Molecule: messenger RNA, 1714 nt
Organism: Spea bombifrons (plains spadefoot toad)
Lineage: Eukaryota; Metazoa; Chordata; Amphibia; Anura; Pelobatidae
Gene: ALDH1A1
Product: aldehyde dehydrogenase 1 family member A1
Molecular function (GO): benzaldehyde dehydrogenase (NAD+) activity
Source: RefSeq, a predicted model, not a curated record
GUGUCUUCAGUCAGGAUAAAAGCACUGCCUGAGCCUGACCCAUACUCUACUUUAUUCACUUGUAUUUCAGUGUAUAGUCUUAAAAUGUCAGCUGAAACUAAGAAACCUGCUGAAAACUGUGGCCAGUUUAAAAACCUGCCUGCUCCUCUCAGCAACUUGGAAAUAAAAUACACCAAGAUUUUUAUAAACAAUGAAUGGCAUAAUUCAUGUAGUGGAAAGAAAUUCCCUGUCUACAAUCCCGCUAAUGGAGAAAAAAUAUGUGACAUUGAAGAAGGAGAUAAGGAAGAUGUAGACAAAGCAGUAAAAGCAGCUAGAGCUGCAUUCCAGAUUGGAUCCCCAUGGCGCACAAUGGAUGCAUCAGCAAGAGGAAAGCUGCUGAAUAAAUUGGCUGACCUCAUGGAGAGAGAUAUUUUAAUUCUAAGCACAAUCGAGUCUAUUGAUGCCGGAAAGCCAUUUAGUGCAUCGUAUUUCGCAGAUAUACCAGGAGCUAUUAAAUCGCUGCGCUACUGCGCAGGCUGGGCAGAUAAAAAUACUGGACGUACAGUACCAAUGGAUGGAGACUUCUUUUCUUUUACAAGACAUGAGCCUGUUGGAGUGUGUGGUCAAAUAAUCCCUUGGAAUUUUCCACUUGUAAUGUUUUCGUGGAAAAUUGCUCCUGCUCUGUGCUGUGGUAACACAGUUGUCAUCAAGCCAGCCGAGCAAACACCACUGACUGCUCUGUAUAUGGGAUCACUGAUAAAGGAGGCUGGAAUACCACCAGGUGUGGUAAAUAUUGUGCCUGGCUAUGGGCCGACAGCAGGAGCAGCAAUUUCUAACCAUAUGGACAUUGACAAAGUUGCUUUCACAGGUUCAACUGAGGUUGGUAAACUGAUAAAACAGGCAGCUGGAAAGAGUAACCUCAAAAGAGUUACACUGGAGCUUGGUGGAAAAAGUCCCAACAUCAUUUUUGCGGAUGCAGACUUGGACAAUGCAGUUGAGCAGGCACACCAUGGUCUGUUCUAUCACCAAGGUCAGUGCUGCAUAGCUGGAUCCAGGAUAUUUGUGGAAGAACCCAUCUAUGAUGAAUUUGUACGCCGAAGUGUGGAAAAAGCUGUUUUAGGAGACCCUCUUUGUCCAGGGAUACAACAAGGUCCACAGAUCGACAAAGAACAAUAUGACCGAAUCCUUGAGCUAAUUGAAAGUGGCAAGAAAGAAGGAGCAAAGUUGGAAUGUGGUGGCAGUGCUUGGGGUGACAAAGGUUUCUUCAUACAGCCCACUGUUUUCUCAGAUGUCAAAGAUCACAUGCGUAUUGCCAAAGAAGAAAUAUUUGGACCAGUACAACAAAUAAUGAAAUUUAAAACUAUUGAUGAAGUUAUUCGGAGAGCAAAUGACACAACAUAUGGAUUGGCUGCUGGUGUUUUCACCAAAGACAUGGAUAAAGCAAUGACUCUGGCUGCUGCUCUGCAAGCAGGAACAGUAUGGAUAAACUGCUAUAGUGCAAUGUCUCCUCAGUGUGCUUUUGGAGGAUUUAAGAUGUCAGGAAACGGACGGGAAAUGGGAGAAUAUGGCCUACAUGAAUACACUGAAGUUAAGACUGUUACCAUGAAAAUCCCACAGAAAAAUUCUUAAAGAUGCCAUCUUCCACACUGAAAACAUGUGGUUUGCAAGAAGGAUCGAAAUAUCUGUUAACUGCCAGUUGUGUAUUAAUCAAGCAAUUAAAAGAUACAUUUUAACA